Molecule: messenger RNA, 969 nt
Organism: Trifolium pratense (red clover)
Lineage: Eukaryota; Viridiplantae; Streptophyta; Magnoliopsida; Fabales; Fabaceae
Product: pentatricopeptide repeat-containing protein At1g12300, mitochondrial-like
Exons: 1
Coding region: 1-969 (322 amino acids)
Molecular function (GO): protein binding
Source: RefSeq, a predicted model, not a curated record
AUGAUUGUAAAGGGCAUUUCUCCUGAUGUUAUCACUCACACUUCUCUGAUAUAUGGAUUUUGCAUAGUUGGUCAAUUGAAAGAAGCAAUUGGACUUUUAAAUGAAAUGUUUGUAUUCAGAAAACUCAAUGGAGAUGUUUAUAUCUUUAGUAUAUUGCUCGAUGCUUUAUGCAAGGAAGGAAAUGUCAAAGAAGCUAAAAAUGUGUUAGCUGUUAUGGUGAAACAAGGUAUCAAACCAAAUGUUGUUACUUAUACUUCAUUACUAGAUGGGUAUUGCCUAGUUAAUGAAGUCAACAAGGCCAAAGUUAUAUUCAACACCAUGGUUCAAAGAGGAGUGAUUCGUAAUGUUUGUUGCUAUACUGUCAUGAUUAAUGGGUUGUGUAAGAUUAAAAUGAUGGAUGAAGCCAUGAACCUCUUAAAAGAAAUGCAAAACAAGAAGCUUAUUCCUGAUGCAGUAACCUACAAUUCUCUUAUUGAUGGUUUGUGCAAAUCAGGGAGAAUCUCUCAUGCUUGGGAGCUUCUUGAUGAGAUGCAAGAUAGUGGUCAACCUGCCAAUGUGAUCACUUACAGUUCUUUAUUACAUGCUUUAUGUAAAAACCAUCAUGUUGAUAAGGCAAUUGCAUUUGUCAAGAAAAUUAAAGACAAAGGCAUUCAACCAGAUAUGCGCACAUACAAUAUACUCAUGGAUGGACUUUGCAAACAAGGGAGAUUUCUGGACGCACAAGUGAUUUUUAAUGAUCUUUUGAUUAAAGGCUACAAUGUUACAGUCCCCACAUAUAAUAUUAUGAUCCAUGGUCUUUGUUCUGAGGGCUUGUUUGAUGAUGCUGAGUCCCUACUGUUAAAAAUGGAAGACAAUGGCUGUGUUCCUAAUGCUAUAACUUAUGAAAUAAUUAUCCGUGCUCUCUUUGAAAAUGAUGAGAAUGAUAAGGCAUUGAAACUUUUACAUGAAAUGAUUGGCAGUGGUCAAUGA